AUGGUCACCCGUAUAGCUUCUUUACCCAGUGACAGCUGUUUGCUCUUGACAACAGAGGCAACUCGAGAACAAAGUGGAAACUUUGGGAACGUAGUUAUCGACAACAGUGGCCGUGUUGUACACUAUGUCGACAAGCCCACAACAUUUGUUUCAACUCAUAUUUCUUGCGGGGUUUAUUUAAUGAAACCAAGCGUCAUUAUGGGGUUGAAAGUCGAACCUGCUUGUAAUUUAUGGUUUGAGACCGACAUUUUUCCUCAGAUGGCAUGUAAUGGAAAACUAUUUGCUUUGCAUACUACUCGUUGGUGGAGUCAAACAAAAACCGCAGCGGCUGUGCUAUACGCGAAUCGGCAUUACCUUCGUUUGUUUAAAAAGCGAUACGCAGCUCGUUUGUGCAAGGAUCGCGCUCAGAUUGUUGGUGACGUAUUCAUCGAUCCAAGUGCCGAGGUUAGCAAAGUCAUCGAACCAUUAGCAGUCAAAGAUUUCUAA
This is a messenger RNA of Cooperia oncophora, 486 nucleotides long. Lineage: Eukaryota; Metazoa; Nematoda; Chromadorea; Rhabditida; Trichostrongylidae. The record is from the annotation of a GenBank genome assembly.